Messenger RNA from Sphaerulina musiva SO2202, 819 nucleotides. RefSeq lists its product as uncharacterized. The coding region runs from base 1 to 819 and encodes 272 amino acids. Lineage: Eukaryota; Fungi; Ascomycota; Dothideomycetes; Mycosphaerellales; Mycosphaerellaceae. The record is from RefSeq and is a predicted model, not a curated record. Gene Ontology annotation, biological process: N-acetylglucosamine metabolic process. Gene Ontology annotation, cellular component: cytoplasm. The transcript is spliced from 3 exons.
AUGACGACGACAACCAACUCGGUACCACCCGAAGAAGAAGAAGAAGAAGAAGAAGAAGAAAAAGAAGAGCAAAAAGAAACAAAACCCAAAUCGUCCUCCCUCCAGAAUAACAACAACAACAACAACAACAACCCCUUCUGGUGGAACACCAACCUUCCCCCCUCCCAACACACCCCAACCUGCCCUCCCUAUCUCGAGUACGCUUUCCACAACCUCAAAGACCGCACUAUCCUCUCCACUCCCGAUGCCCUCUACACACCCCAAACGUGGCCCGAAGUCCAAUCUCUCAUUCGCGAGAAUCGACUAGAUCUCUUUCAACGCGUGCCGAGCGAGUUGCGCUUGUAUAGGGAGUUUUGCGCGGAUGUCGGAGAGAGGUAUGGGAGUGUGAGGGAGUUUGUGGUGAGGGAGCGGUUGGGGUGGGAGGGGGAUGGGGGUGGUGUGAGGGCGGAGGGGGAGGAAAACUACAAAAUCCUCCUCAACGACUGGCCCUACGGCUUCGACUCUCGCAUCGUCCAUCUAGUCGUCUGGACCAAAUUCCCCCUCCCUCCCGAUCCCACAUCAGAAAAGGGAGAUAUAUCCCCUCAGACGAGAGCAAUGAUUUCCAAUUUUGUACAGGAGACUUUUGGGGGAGAAGAAGAAGAAAAUGUGGUGUGGUUUUUAAACUGGGCGAGUUUGAAAAGUAUUCAUGCAGUGGAACAUUUUCAUGUUUUGCUUUUUGAGCCGGAUGAGGAGUUUGUGGAGAGGGUGACGAGGGGGGAUGUGGCUUUGAGGGAUAAAGUGAAGAUGAAGAAGGGGAGGGAGGAGGGGGAGGAGGGAUAG